CAUAAGCAUACCCUACAAUCGUACAGCUUACUCUCUGCUUGGCUGAAAUUCGCAACAUCUUAUGUCAGUACUCCUGUUCCUGAUUUUUUUUUUUAUUUUACAUGAUAACUUAAAUAAACAAAGACAUACUCAGCCUAGCUCUACACUCCUUUCUCUUUGCAGACCUAUUAUCUCUAUAGAUACAAUCUUGUGGUUUCCCAUACCAUUUAUCGAAUAUAUGUUGACGAUUGGGAUUGCUUCCAAAUGGAUACUCCACCCAUUGUCCUUAUCACUCAUCCUAGCUUCUUACUAGCAGACAACUUGCAAUCAUAUAUACUUACAAAAUGCAUCUAUACUUGUUCACCAUGUUUGAUUCAAAUAGUAGAAUACUGGUCCGAGAUCAAAACUUCUUUCCAUAAUGACAAGCUCAAAAAAAAAGAAAGGAUUAAUAAUUAGAUAACUAAUGCUGCUAAAAUAAUU
Messenger RNA from Cokeromyces recurvatus, 459 nucleotides. RefSeq lists its product as uncharacterized. Lineage: Eukaryota; Fungi; Mucoromycota; Mucoromycetes; Mucorales; Mucoraceae. The coding region runs from base 62 to 292 and encodes 76 amino acids. The transcript is spliced from 2 exons. The record is from RefSeq and is a predicted model, not a curated record.